Pelagomonas calceolata is the source of this 699-nucleotide messenger RNA. NCBI's taxonomy places the organism in Eukaryota, Pelagophyceae, Pelagomonadales, Pelagomonadaceae. The record is from the annotation of a GenBank genome assembly.
UUUUCAAACAACAAGUUACUCCUUUUCCUUCACCAGCGCCUUCGCCUUCGCCAUGAACGACCCGUCAUCCUCAAAUGCAUGGGUCCCACCCGUGCCCUUCGCGAUCGCGUCGCGUUUCGCCUUCGCGUCCUUCUUCUUCCUUCGUUUCGCGGCGUUCUUCGCUGUCCGCGCUUCGCACUCCUUGCGCUUCGCCUCGACGCGCUCCGCGUGCUCUCGAUCUCUUCGCUGCUUCUCGUCGUCGGCGUCGAGCUGCUCCUGGCGUUUUUGCUCCGUGCGGCGGUGCCGCCGGUAGAUGUGGAAAUCAGACGAACCAGCACCCGCCUGCGACCCCAUCACAUUAUCGACACGCUCCGUCCGGAGGCGCGGCGGCGGCGCGUCUCCCUCCGCAGCCGGCGCCGCUGCGGACGGGUCGAUCUCCGCCGACGCGGCCACCGCUUCUUUCACGUCGCCGCCGGGCACCACCGCCACUGCCUCGGUGGCUGGGUCCUUCUUGGCGCCGCCGCCGGCCAUAAUUCGGAGGCCGCCCUGGCUCGUAGCCAUCGCGGUAGCGUGGGUGAGAUGCUAUUGUCCUGCGCACUGAUUGCGCAGGCCUGGGCGAGAGUUCCUCGUGCGCAGCGUGGCAGCGCGCAGGCGUGGGUGAGAGCUGCUCCUCGUGAGCAGCGCAGGCGUAACACAGGUCUUGUGGGCUGCAAAAACCAA